Messenger RNA from Anopheles funestus (African malaria mosquito), 6084 nucleotides. RefSeq names its product phospholipid-transporting ATPase ABCA3-like. NCBI's taxonomy places the organism in Eukaryota, Metazoa, Arthropoda, Insecta, Diptera, Culicidae. The record is from RefSeq and is a predicted model, not a curated record. The transcript has 9 exons. Gene Ontology annotation, molecular function: ATP hydrolysis activity; ATP binding; lipid carrier activity. Bases 483 to 5468 code for a protein of 1661 amino acids. Gene Ontology annotation, biological process: lipid transport; transmembrane transport. Gene Ontology annotation, cellular component: membrane; intracellular membrane-bounded organelle.
CACACUACAGGGCACUGAUUUCUUUUUUUUCGUUGCUACUACCCGUACCAACCCCCAUUAACUGUCGUACUAAAGCACGUGAAUCAUUUAUGAGAUUUCGCUAUCAUUAAUCCCCUGGAUCAAUUUUGCGUUCGGUGCCGGGAAAUGGGUGUAGUGUUCCGUACCAUCGGAGCUUCGCGUUAUCGGUUGUAUCCUCUCUGCUGUGCUAAAGGUACAAAACCACUCAAAACACCUGCCGAAAGGGACGGGUCGCUCAUCGAUAAAUGUCCGGCAACCGGUGAGAAACGUUUCAGUCCGUCCAUAACACAGUGUUCGAAAGGUUCAUCAGUAAACUUGCAGGCCUGGUCACAGGCAACUGUCGUUCCAGAGUGCGUACAACAUUGUUUUGUUCGAGUGUGUUAUGUGCCGGACUAAAAGUGUAGGACAGGGAGCGUUCUAAUUGGGCCUGAAAGGAAAGUAAAAUUGUACAGAUAACCAUAAAAAUGAGCACCUCAAAUUGGGGCAAGUUCGUCUUGCUCCUGUGGAAGAACUGGAUCAUUACCAAGCGCCACUACCUUCAAACAUUCUUCGAAAUAGCCAUUCCCAUACUGGCCUGUAUUUUGCUGAUAGUGAUCCGUGGAUUAGUCGAUUCGGAUGAGUUUGACGAGCCGACCGUAUUUAAUCCACUCGAACUGGAUACUAUUUCACAUCUCAGGAAUAAUCCGGAGAUAGAGCCCCCUAUCAUAUAUUCCAUCGCGUACUCACCCCAGAGCCCUUUGCUGCAGAACAUUGUGCAAAGAUCAAUCUCCUAUCUGGAUGAAGCGUUGGAAGUAUUGCCCUUUGCUAAUGCACAGUCCAUGCAGGCCCAUCUGCAGGUGAACAAUGUCUUAGUUGGGGUCGAAUUUCCGGACGCUUAUGCAACCUUAUCGCAGCUGCCGGAACAAACAAUUCUAUCACUGCGUUACCCGAGCGAAAUGCGAACGUUCCGCGAGACGGGAUCAGAAUUCUGGAACAACUGGCAAACGGAGCGUAUGUUUCCUACCUUCCAAGUACCGGGUGCACGUCAAUACGAGCGCGACGACGGUGGAUACCCCGCGAAUUACUACAAUGAAACGUUUCUUCAAGUUCAGAGUGCCAUUUCUCGAUCCAUCCUACUGGAACGUGAUCCCAACUAUCAGUUCCCAGAUGUGUACCUAAGUCGCUAUCCAUAUCCUCCCUUCUAUAGUGAUGUGCUGCUGACAGGGUUGGAAAAUUUGCUUCCUCUGAUCAUUGUGAUCGCGUUCUUUUACACCUGCAUCAAUACGGUGAAGUACAUAACGGUCGAGAAGGAAAAACAGCUGAAGGAAACGAUGAAAAUUAUGGGACUUUCUAGCUGGCUGCACUGGUCUGCGUGGUUCGUCAAGUGUAUCAUUCUGCUCAUCAUUUCGAUCUCCAUCCUUACGAUACUGCUGUGCGUUAGUAUCACGACCAACACCGAUCUGGCAAUAUUUACCUUCGCCGACUGGUUCGCCAUCUGGUUCUACCUGUUCAUGUACAGCCUUGCCACCAUCACGUUUUGCUUCAUGAUGAGCACCUUCUUUUCGAAGGCAAACACGGCGUCCGGAAUUGCCGGGUUAAUGUGGUUCGUAUUUGUGAUGCCGUAUAACAUUGCCUUCUCGAACUACGACACGAUGUCUCUGUCGGCUAAGUUAGCACUCUGUCUGUUCCACAAUUCGGCCAUGUCGUUUGGAUUUAUGCUGAUCAUGCGUCACGAAGGUACCACAAACGGGUUGCAAUGGUCUAACAUGUUCGAUCCGGUAACGGUGGACGAUGAUCUGAGUGUCGGUGCAACUAUGAUGAUGCUGCUGGCCGAUACGGUGAUCUAUCUCGUGAUUGCCCUCUACGUCGAGAAGGUAUUUCCCGGCGAGUAUGGUGUGGCAGAACCGUGGUAUUUUCCGGUGACGAAAAAGUUUUGGACAAAUAAAGUCACCCCAGUGGACAGUGGUACGGAUGGUACGGAACAGAACGAUCCAACUUCCAACACUUUAGAGCCUGAACCGGUCGGAAAGCAUGCGGGCAUUCGUAUUAAGGGUUUGCGAAAGGUGUUCAACAAGACCAAGGUCGCCGUUAAAGGGCUACAUUUGAGCAUGUUCGAGGAUCAAAUAACGGUGCUGUUGGGACACAAUGGAGCCGGUAAAACGACCACCAUGUCCAUGCUGACCGGUGUCUUCUCACCCACGUCCGGGACGGCGCUUAUCAACGAUUGUGACAUCCGGACAAACAUAGAGGGAGCACGACAGUCGUUAGGACUUUGCCCGCAGCAUAACGUACUGUUCAACGAGAUGACCGUUUCGGAGCACAUUAAAUUCUUCGCCCGACUGAAGGGCGUAGAGAGCAAAAAUAUACCACAGGAAAUUGAUCAUUACGUGUCGGUGCUGCAGCUAGAAGAUAAACGACACUCCCAGAGCCACACACUAUCCGGUGGCAUGAAGCGAAAGUUGGCCGUCGGUGUGGCACUGUGCGGUGGCUCGAAGGUGGUAUUCUGCGACGAGCCAACCUCCGGCAUGGAUCCGACCGCACGUCGCGCACUGUGGGAUCUGUUGAUACAGGAAAAACGUGGCCGAACCAUACUGCUGUCAACUCACUUCAUGGAUGAAGCGGACAUAUUGGGUGAUCGCAUUGCGAUCAUGGCCGAUGGCGAACUGAAAGCAGCCGGAUCUUCGUUCUUUUUGAAGAAACGCUUCGGUGUCGGGUACCGGUUAAUUUGUGUUAAGGAUGACAGCUGUGAUACGACGCGUGUAACUGACCUGAUGGGAAAACACAUCCCCAACAUACAGGUGGACACGGACAUCGGUACGGAGUUGUCGUACGUGCUGGAUGAUAAUUACACCGCCUUGUUUCAACCACUGCUGCAGGAUCUCGAGAAUCAUUCCACGGCGCUCGGCAUUAGCAGUUACGGUAUAUCGUUAACAACGCUGGAAGAAGUGUUUCUGCGUGUCGGCAGUGACUCCCAUUCGCUGGAUAAAAAGCCAACCAACGAAUUGGAUGUUCCUGCUCGUCCCUAUGCGUUGGAACCUUCGAAUGGGUCCACCGUCACACUAACGCUCGAACAGGAUCAAAAGCUUCUCACUGGAUUCCCGCUACUAUCGAACCAACUGUUGGCAAUGUUGCUCAAGAAAGCGAUCGCAACCAAGCGCAGCUGGAUCGCACUGCUGGUGCAGAUCUUUAUACCGAUCUUCUUCGUCAUCAUGACCGUCGUGAUAGUGCGCUCGUUUCCCGACUCUCUCGCAAUGCCUCCACUGACGAUCGAUUUUGAAAGUUACACUACUACCGUAACAGUGCUGGAAGGCACUUCUGCCGAUACGAGCGUGAUACAGGCGUAUCAGCAGCUUUUUGAAGGAGCCGGAUCCAGUCGAUCACUGGUGACGAUUACAGAAUCGAUGGUAGACUACAUUCUGCAACGAUACGACCAGAAUUUGCCCCAGGUGAACAACGAAUUCAUGGUGGGAGCGUCCAUUACACCGACCAACCACACUGUUUGGUUUAAUGCGCAAGGAUACCACACCGCUCCGCUGGCAGUGAACACGUUCUACAAUGCAAUGUUGCGCACGGUCUGUUCCCAGUGCUCGAUAUUGAUCACAAACCAUCCACUUCCAUUCCGCCCGGAGACUAGGUUCACACAACUGCAGGCAGGUAACAAUAUGGGAUUCCAGCUUGCUUUUAAUACGGGCUUUGCAAUGGCAUUCGUGGCUGCCCUCUACAUCAUGUUCUACAUCAAGGAGCGUGUAACCCGCUCGAAGCUGCUGCAGUUUGUAAGCGGUGCCAACGUGCUCGGAUUCUGGCUGAUAUCAUUCCUUUGGGAUUUUAUGACAUUCUUUGUGACGGUUAUGUUUUACGUUGCCAUACUAGCCGCAUUCCAGGAGGACGGUUGGUCAACUGGCGAAGAGAUUGGUCGAGUAAUUCUUGUAAUGGUCGUGUUUGGAUUUGCCUUCCUGCCUCUCACAUAUCUGUUCUCGUUCGCAUUCGAUAUACCGGCGAGCGGGUUUGUGAAGGUGAUGAUCCUGAACAUCUUUACCGGUACGAUCUUCUUCAUGACCGUGUUUUUGCUGCUGUUCGAUGGGUUUGAUCUACGGAAUGUUGCCGAGGGCAUGGAAUGGGCCUUCCUAAUAUUUCCGCUAUUUGCGCUAAGCCAUUCACUUAGCAACAUGAACAUUGCUGUCGCCACACAAGAGGUGUGUGAUACGCAGUGUGGACUAAUACCGAACUGUACCCCGCAGCUACUGUGCCAACUGUUUCCUCAGUGCUGCAAUACUGAAAUAUUUACCUUCGAGCGUACCGGAAUCAGCCGCAAUCUGAUGUACCUGUUCGUGGUAGGACUGGUAUCGUUCCUGUUGCUCAUGUGCAUCGAAUACCGCGUCAUUGAUCGUGUAUUUAAACGCAAAACCAAACAGUCGGCACCACCGACCGAAGCGGACGAUACCGACUCGGACGUUCGCAUGGAGAAACUGCGUGUUCGCGGGAUGACGGAGGGUGAAAUCACUGCCAACAAUCUUGUACUGCGCGAUGUGACCAAAUACUACAAGAAGUUCCUCGCCGUCAACCAGCUUUCGCUGGCAGUGGAACAUUCACAGUGCUUCGGUUUACUGGGCGUGAAUGGUGCCGGUAAGACGACCACCUUUAAGAUGAUGACCGGCGACGAAAGCAUUUCGUUCGGCGAGGCAUGGGUUAAUGGGGUGAGCUUGAAGAGCAACAUGAACGAGGUGCAUCGUCGGAUAGGUUACUGUCCCCAGUUCGAUGCACUGAUCGAUGAUUUAACUGGUCGUGAGACGUUAAGAAUUUUUGCACUGCUGCGUGGAAUACCGAAAUCGGAAAUUCCGGCACUUUCGAACCGAUUGGCCGAAGAGCUAAACUUUGCCAAGCACAUCGAUAAGCAAACGAAGGCGUACAGUGGUGGUAACAAGCGUAAGCUCAGUACAGCUCUUGCCCUGAUGGGUAAUCCAGCCGUCGUCUAUCUGGACGAACCGACUACCGGCAUGGAUCCGGGGGCACGUCGACAGCUGUGGGAUGUAGUUUGUAAAGAGCGUGCAGCCGGGAAAGCAAUCGUCCUAACCUCACACAGUAUGGAAGAAUGUGAGGCACUGUGCACCCGGCUUGCCAUUAUGGUGAACGGCGAGUUUAAGUGUCUCGGUUCUACACAACACUUGAAGAAUAAGUUCUCCAACGGGUACUUCCUCACGAUUAAGUUGAAGCGCAACGAGGAAGCUAACAGUGGACGGAUCGAUGAAGUUAAGCAGUACAUCGAACAACAGUUCCCCGAGGCAGAAUUGAAGGAGGAGUAUCUCGAAUCGGUGACGUAUCAAAUUCCGUCAGCCAACACACGAUGGUCCACCAUGUUCGGCAUCAUGGAGGACGCCAAGAAGGUGCUAGAUAUCGAGGACUAUGCACUGGGUCAAACUUCGCUCGAACAGGUGUUCCUAUUCUUCACGAAAUUUCAGCGCGUAGAAGAUUAGGUGAUUGCACACCUUACUUCAUCAUCACAUCAUACCUCAGGGACUGAUGGGCUUAGGGUAGCAAGAAUGAACGAUCUUUACGAAAUCUACGGGUAGUUAUUUAUAAUUGUGUCUUAAACAGUGAUAAUAUUUAUUUAAAUGGAGAAUAUAUGUUGUAUGCAAUGCCUUGCUAGAAGUACAUCAAACAGAACAACGUGAAAUACUACAAAUUGCUCGAGCAUCAGAACCCAAUGUCGAAACACUCGCUAACGUAUAGAGAUCAGUAAUAGGCCUACUGAGAACGCCUCUAGAAGAUCUCUUGCCUCUUGGUAAGAAUCGGCGGUGCAAAAGCAUAAUAACUUCUUCCGUGAUAGUUGUGCCGUUGACUGCCUUCCCAGCAGUCGAUGUCUCGUGAUAGAAAUCUCGCAUCUGGUUAUCGAGCCGGUAAGUUCUUCAUCAGCUUAGGGCUAAUCAUCGAUGAACCGCCUUGCUCAAAUGGUGCGCUACUACAGUCGUAUUCGCAUGAAACGAAGUCUACGAAUCGAUGUGUACUCGCUAAGGGAUGUGUCCGGCUGACGUGCUGAUGCUUAGAAGUACGAGUAACUUCGUAGCUCAUGUUGCAAGUCUUUAUAGGUAU